Molecule: messenger RNA, 7513 nt
Organism: Myxocyprinus asiaticus (Chinese sucker)
Lineage: Eukaryota; Metazoa; Chordata; Actinopteri; Cypriniformes; Catostomidae
Gene: fanca
Product: Fanconi anemia group A protein
Exons: 36
Coding region: 3956-7372 (1138 amino acids)
Biological process (GO): interstrand cross-link repair
Cellular component (GO): Fanconi anaemia nuclear complex
Source: RefSeq, a predicted model, not a curated record
ACAAGCCAUGAUGAGAAUAAUCCAAAUAACCAAUGACAAAAAUAAUAAAAAAACAAAGCAAGGCACUGAAGGCAGAUAGCACACCAAAAAAUGUAACAAUGCAAGUUAGAAGAAAGGUGGAGAGGAAACUGGAGGAACGACCGGGACAGGACUCUCGGACUGUAGGGUUCAGACAGUGGAACAGACCUGAGCAGUAAUCAAGACAAAGCUUUUGGCCAAAGCCUCUGCCACAGUAUCAGCCAUGACAGGACUCUCAGGGAUGGCUUGAGGACUGGAGGAAUGGCUGGGACAGGACUGAAGACAGGAGAGAUGGCUGGAAGAAGACUCAGUACUGGACAGGCCAUUGGGACAGGAUCCAGGACUAAGGGAUGGCUGGAACAGGAUUUGGGAUAGGACAUGAGACCCCACCAUAUAGGAAGGUCUACUCCGUCUCUUAAUUACUGUAAUUCUGACACGAUGUGUACUUGGCAUAAUAUAAAGGAAUAUAAUUUACUUGCACAGCUUCUUGCUGGUGUACAAUUCGCAGCAGAGUGAUGAAGAGCUCAAGCUCAAAUACUCAAUGGGUAUGCUUUUUUUCUUGUUUUUUAGAAAAAGGUGGUGUGAUAAUCACACUGGGCACCAAUUGAAAUGAAGUGGGUCUCACACAAGACACCAAAGUAUGUGGUGACUUUUGGUGACGUGUAUGUGUGUGUGGGUAUGAAUAUCAGAUAUCCCCUCCCUCCAUCCUUGAGGCACCAGCAAAUGGACCUUUUUCUAAAUUAGAAAUAUGUAAAUUGUAGUUGGUCAUAUUAUUAAUUUGUAGGACUUGUGAGAUUUGGCCUAACCUUUAGAGCCCUUACUGUAUUAUCAACACAAGGAAGUUUAUUUACAAAAUAAUCAGUUUUAUUUACAAAAAGAUACACAAGAAAAAAUAACAACUACUAAAUGGUUCUAAUAUGCUAAUGGAUAAUAUCAAUUAAUACAUAAAGUGCAUAGGAUGGAAAGAUGAAAGUGGUUGAUUUGGAUGUAGCAAUGGUAAAAUAUGACUAUUACCUUUUGGAAAGAUAAACUGCUGUUUCUCUGUUAAUUAACAAGAUGAAGACCUUAUUUCAAAUUUACCAAAUAACUCAAAGGUUAUUUGCUAGAUAUUUGAGACAUCAGUCAUCCAGUCUAAAACAGCGUUUCUCAAACUGGGGUCCACGGACACCAAGGGGUCCUUUUCAAAUAGCCAGGGGGUCUGUGGAAAAUCCCUGAAUUGUGAACAUUGUGUUGCAGUGUUAGAAUUAAAAAUGAAUAAUAAAAAAAAGCAAUAAAAAAAACUACUCAAUCUAAAGCUAUUGAUUAGUAUAAAAAUACAACAUAACAGAGGUUUAGAACAAUUUAUUCAAACAGCCUAUAUAAAAAAAAAAAGUUGUAUAUUCUGGGAUAAAUAUUGGGGAAAUCCGCUUAUUCCCAUGGUAACAGCCGCAGCGACUUCUCUGGUGAAUGAAUCUUGCUUCAAGAUGAAUUGGGGGAAAUUACCUUUUACACGCAUUACCUACAGGAGUUCCUGCUGAUGACAUUGGACAAUAUCCAUCAUAAAUUGAGACACAGAUCUGUUACUUCAUCUAGUACAAAAAGAGAAGGGGUUUAACAAUGUGCAUUUCAAGUUAUAUAAACCAUUUUGAAUAUUCACAAGCCACAGCUUUCUGACUGUAUAUACUUGUAAUUAUUUUGUUUAAUCUUGCUAGAUAAAGUAUGCUACUGUCAUAUUAUAAGUUAGUAUAAUAUGACGAUUGACGAUCCAACUUCAUGUCAAAUGCAAUCAUAUAUUUCCUAAAGCAGUGACCCUUACUUUAAACAUACCAUCUGUCUAAUAGUGAUGGUCAAUAUUAGUUCAUUUCAUUGCAUUUAUACAGUAUAUAAUUUUCCACUUAAGUAUAACUGUAAUUUAUGUAAUGUAACGCUUCUCACUUUUCCUUAACUUUGUUUUCAAUUGAAUUGGGGUGCCAGACAGUGACCAGCGGUCGACUGUGUGACUGGAAGCUUCUUUCUGUCAGUCAAGUCAUUAUUUCAGUUACAUAUGAAAAGUUAAAAACGCACAAAGGGAGUAUAUGGAAAAUUAUCACAUAAACCACUACCCUUGGAAAAAGUAUCACUCUUCACAAUAAAAGGAAGGAAUAAAGUUCAAAACACUCAGUAUUUGCAGUCUUUUUCAAUUAUAUUGUCAUCAAUUUAAAAUACAAAGCAAUAAUUGUCCCACAAGCAUAAGAGUUAAAACGCUCAAUAAACAACACAUUCCAAAAAAUCAAACACAGAGGAUCCACCAGAGAAUAACAAAGUUCAAUAAUGGAGUCAAAAAGCAGUCAAAGCAGUUUAGUCAACUUUAGUUGGUGAUUUACUUAUUACACUGUCGAUGCUAGUUCCAGACCAAACUUCUAAUUGACUCUUAAAGCUGGACACUGUAUUUGUCCAUAAUACAGGUGUUUACAACUCUGCACUAUCCAAAUCCUUUACACUCGGGAAGCUCUAUUUACACAACCGUAACUUCCUUGCAUCAACAGGUUAGAUAUGUAUCUUCCGCUAUAUUUGACGAUGGGGUACUUUAACCAAAAAACAACAAAACACUGUUUUUGUUAGGGUCCAAAAGCAUGAGUUAGCUAGCAGAGCUAACAUGUGCUGCUUGUCUUUCACACUCUUACAUCUGCCAUCUUGAUUUUCAACAUAUCCUGGUUUAAAGGUGAAAGUAGGGGCGGAGCUAAGAUCGACUCCAUCUUGUUCACUUACCACUAUAGGAUGUUUUUAAUGGAUGAAGGCAAAUUGCAUCUUCUCAUUCGUUUUUUUAUUUUUUAUGAUAUUGACAUGAAAUAAUGUGUUUUGUGAUAGUGAAUGACAGCGUCACACUGCACCCUCCCUGGAAAAGCCGGCCUAAAAGGGAAGGCGCAUAAAUACACAUUAGUUUUCUUUGAGGUCAUGCUCAGUGAAUCAGAGAAAUUCUUCCUCUUCACUGUCCUCCUAGAAUAUUUUUAGCACACAACGUCUUUGUUGUGCCUCAGUUUCCUGAGCCGAGGGAAAAUAAGGCUUCAGUCUGGAGACGUGAACAACUCUUAAAUGCUCUCCGCUUUCCUCUAGAACAAUCUUGUAGUUAAGGGGUCCUAACUUCUCCACUAUCCUAAAGGGUCCUUGCCAUUUUGGAGCAAGUUUGGCAGUAAAAGAUUACUCUGUCUUUGAGUAAGGGUGAGUGCAUAACCAGACUCUGUUGUUCUCCUCAUACACAACUUCUCUCCAUCUCUUAUCAUAAUUCCUUUUUUGUUGUUGCCGAGCUGUAUUAAAUCUUUCCUCAACAUAUUCCUGCAUCUGACUUAAUUCUGACAUUUUCCCAUAGCAAGGAUCAUCAGGAGAAACAUCUCGUGGUUGUAGCAAUACAUCCUUGUGACUUCUGAGGGAGCGAUGAAGAUUUAGCUCAGCUGGUAUUACUCAUGUGGACACAUGAACAGCGGAAUUAAGUGCAAACCUUAACUCUGGUAGGAGCUUAUCCCAGUCCUUGUGAUUGUCACCGACAUAAGAGGCCACCAUAGUUUUAAGAGUUCGGUUGACCCUCUCAGUGAGAUUUGUCUGAGGAUGGUAAGCAGUUGUCAUCAACUGUCCGAUGUUCCACUUUUCCUGAAACAUGGAAGAGACAAACUGCGAUCCUCGAUCGGACAAGAUGUUAUCAGGGACACCUCAUCGAGUGAGCAUUUCUCUGACGAAUACUUUGGAAAUUGUUUCAGCUGUAGUUUUUUGUAGACUGAAGAGCUCCACCCAUCUGGAAUAGUAGUCCACAAAUACUAGCAGAUACAUAUUCCCAGAUGCACUCCUUGGAAAUGGACCCAUCAUGUCUACACUUAGCAUUUCCCAAGAACGCAAGGUUUGCAGUCUUUUGAAGGUCUUAAAGCUGCCAAGAUGUCCAGCUAAAAGGUCUUCAUGGAAGAACUGAAGCAGCUGAGGACAAAGAACUAUGGGGCUGCUGGACUCAUUGGGUGAUAAAUCCACUGAUCAGUCACCAGCCACGGGAGUCUGGGUUCAAGUGUAUGAUGCCUCAACUUUUGGUGUGUGUGUUUCUGAAGGCACACUGCAGCAGUUCUUCACACACACACUCAUACGUGUUCUUACACACCAACCCGCCUUUAAAGUUUCAGAUGCUGUUGCUCUGCAGAGUGAGUGGACGUUUGCUAAAACACCUCCAUUACUGACAACUCUUUUCUGUAAGAUCUGUCUUGUCUUCAGUGUGGACUGUGUUUUGAGUCAGCUGCAGCAAGUUCUAGAGACUCAUGAGGUGAACUGGUGUCACGUUCUUUCAUGUCUGUCAAAUCUGCUGAUAUAUCACUCUCAGACGCAGCACUGCCUCACAGAUCUGUUGUCCAGACUGCUGAGAGCUGCGUUUGACAAUUAUGAUGUGGAAAAGAUGAUCACGUCAUUCCUGUUGGCCCGUCAGGCGUGUCUCGAGGGUCCUGCCGUCUUUCCCUCCUAUAGUGAUUGGUUUAAACUGUCAUUUGGUGGAUCCGGCUCUUAUCAUGGUAACAGCAAGAAGUCCACUGUCUUUCUCCUGAAGUUCCUGUCAGAUCUGGUUCCCUUUGAACCUCCACAGUAUCUGAAAGUUCAUGUCAUGCAUGCUCCAUGCGUUGGAGGAAAGCAUCGUUCUCUCCUGCAGGAGUACAUCACCCUCGCCAAGACCCGACUGACAGAUUUGAAGGUGUCGCUGGAGGACACUGGUAUAUUUGAGGUGGUGAACGGGUCUGCAGGUGUGGUUAAUUGUCCGGCACAGCAGGAUGUUGAAAAAGCUAUAACACUAUUUACGGUCACCAAUAAGAUCCCAGCAACAGUAAUUGAAGCCAGUAUUUUUAGGAGACCAUAUUUCCUGUCUCGAUUCCUCCCUGUGCUCCUCUCACCACGUGUACUUCCUCUGAAGUCAGAUACCAGGAUGAGCUUUAUUGAGGCCUUAAGAAAGGCAGAUAAGAUCCCUGCAGCUCUCUACAUGUCAUACACAGAGUCCUGUCAGAGAGAGAGAGACAGACAGCAGAAAGGUUUGUGUGAGUCUGUGAAGGUUGAGGAAGAUCAUCAGAUGGUUCUGCAGGAACAAUUCAUUUAUUUGAGGAGAAUGUUGACUGAUGGGGCUGCUGACGGUGAUGUUUGUACUCAGCUGUCCAGGAUCUCUCUCACGAUGAGGACUCUGUGUACUGAUGAAGAGACAGCAAGCGAUGUCAUCACACUGAACCUUCAGUUGCCUGAUUCAACAAACACUGCAGUCAUCAGUUUGAUUAUGCAAAACUUCUGUCUGUGUUUACUGGCUGCAUCUAAACUCAACCCUCCAAACAGGCAAGGCUCAUGGGCGAGUGUCUUCCUGAAAAUUCUGUUGGGUCACAGAAAUCUCUUUUCUGCCCUGAUACACAGACUGUGGGAUCUGCUUCAGAACCAGGUGAACACUCUGAGCCUGACUCAUGUGCUGGGUUUGGCAGCACUGUUGGUUGAACUGCAUUACUACAGACACAUGUGUCCUCAGAUGCAGGUGAUGUGGCCGUCUGCAGCUGCUCUCUCUGUGUCUGAGCUUCUAUCUGAUGGCCUGAUCUGCUCCACACGCUCACACAUGGCUUUCUGCCUCAGGUUCUGUGUGGCUGUUCUCUCUUAUGGGCUGUGCAGAGCCAACACUCAGUCAGAAGAACUCCAGAAUUUCAUACCAGAAAGACUUUAUAAAAAGGCUCUUUAUCUGAUCCCCAGACUCAUCUUAGAGACUCGAACACACAUGAGCGAUGAAUGUGACUCUGAUAUGAACACAGAUAUGUCUGAUCUCACUGGAAGAAUGAAAGACGCAUCUAUAGCUCUGUGGCAAAACAAACAGAUCAAAUCCCUGCAGAAACACUAUCAGCUGUCUUUCUCUGAGUGGCUCUCUGCUGAACUUCAUGUACUACGCAGCCAAGAUGCACUGACAGAUCCAGAAAGGCAGGAGUAUGAGCAGUGGGCAUGCGAACAGUUUUAUCUGCCCAAAUCUGUGAGUGAUGGAGGCUGUGGAGGAGAUGUUACGCGAGCCUGCGCUCACAUCAUCACUGCUGUUCUAGACCAGCACACAGUAUCACAGACAGCAGAGAGUUCCUCUGAACACACGGAUAGCUGUCUGCCUGACCUGCUGUCUCUCUUACAGGUGUUACUGUAUGAAGUGGCAGUCACUCAGCAAAACACAUCAGACAAUGAGGGUCACUUCCUCUGGGACCUGAUUGACAGCAGGUGCUCUGUGACCCCUGACACUGAAAGCAUAAGAUAUGAGCUGGAAUAUCAGAAAACUCUCCAGAAUGUCAGCCGGGUACUUGUGAUGGUUCCUGCUGUCCUUCUGGUGAGAGUCAGAACAGACGGAGCAGGAAGAAAAACUCUGGAAUGCUGUCGACUGAUGAAACACAUUAAUGAUGCCCAGAGGAGGGUGUGUUUUCCUGCUGAUUUCCUGUCUCUUAAGCUCACGGCUCACUUCCUCAAAGCGGUUGUGAGUGUGAGCGUGAGCUGUGAUCAUCCGGCUGACACAGUGAAUGCGUCUCUGUCUCUCUUCUGCGCUCAGUGUCCACUGCUGUUGUUGUCAGCUGUGCGCUGGUGGACGCGUCUGUCGUCAGUGUUAAGCUGUCAGUGGAAGCGUUUGACUGGACGAGACACGCUGCCUGAACAGCUGCAGAUACUGAGCGAUUGUCACAGCUGGAGCAGAUGUGUGAAUUGGGAGCUCGUAUUGUCACCUCCGUCAGCUCCGUCGUGGCUGCUGGCUGCCUGUCUACACAGUGUUCUGGAGAGAUCAACCUGUGAGAUUGAGAACAUUAAACUAGCAUUCAGACAGCUCAAAGAGACAGACAGACAGGUUUUGCUCUUCUUGUUUCUCUACAGUGUGAUGAAGCUCAUCUCUGCUCACCUGGAAACACAGGGUGUGGCGUGUUUGAAGCGUGCCAGAGAGUUCAGUGUGAGCAUUUUCACUCAUCUGAUAGAUGAUUCUGAUUGGCUGCAGCUUUUUGAUGGGUCUGGAUCAGAUCACAGACUGUCUGAUUUCACGUCUCAUGUGAUGUCAAACCAGAUGAUCAGACUGAGGCCGUUUGCCUUUUACAGCAUUCUCUCUGGUGUGGAGUCUGAGGUUCUGAUGCGAGCAGUCCGAUCCAGUGGAUUCCUCUAUAGCGCUGCCAUAUCUUACAAAGAGCUCAAUAAACUCUUCCUGAAUGCUCAGACCGGUGAUGACUCACAGGAGCAGACUCUGCUGGAGUCUCGGCAGGUUCUGAUGAAGUGCAUCUCGCUGAGUUCACCAGACAUCCUGACGCUAAGCCAGAAAAGAAAGCUGCAGUCAGAGUUUGAGCAGCUGGAUUCAGAGAUUUUAGCAGCAUUCAUCACCUUCAGCUGCGACACACACUUCACAUGAGACUUCCACAGCUGCAGGAUGCUUGAAAAACAUUAUCACAUCUACAAGAGACAUACACACGUCAUAUGAUAAUGAGUAACACACACCUGUGUACUGAACUUUUCAUGUAAGCUGUUAUUCUCAAUAAACAGAAAUUCUUCA